AUGGCACCCGUAAGGUCAAGCUAUGACGACAUAAGCUUCAUAUAUGUAAUACCUGGGCAAGAACAUGACAACGAACAGACCAAAAAAUUGCGAAAUGCCAUGCUUAAUAUCGUAAUCGAACCUCUUGCUUCCGUUCCAUUUCCCCCGGAAAUCAGCGUGGACGAUUUGGUAGAAUCUCCCAAAAACUCGAAACAAAAAUUUAAGUCCCCCAACCGAUUUUUUAUAUUCCGAAGGGCCUACUGCAAGGAAAUGAUUCGGCAAGGCAAACGAUAUCCACAAACAAUGCUUUCAACAUAUAUCUGUGAUCAUUGGAAACGACUCCCGAAAGAACAGAGAGAAUUUUAUACCAACUUGGCGGAAAAAGCUCGAAUUUUAUUCAAAGAAAAAUACGAUGCAAUCGCCCGUGACGAUAAAGGUCCUUCGAAAUAUAGAUAUACUAGCAAAUACUCAGAAAGAGUUAAGAUACGUCAAGAGUGUAAGCGGAAACAACCACGACAUGCCGAAAGUCAUGUGCCGCAAGUGGCAAGUCCUCUUCACACGCAUGACAUGGCACACUACUCGCAGUGUUACACUCCACUUUUUGAGGAGGCUUCGCAACUUCCAACGCUGGCAACCAGUACGCGGCUUCCAAUGCUGGACGAUUUCGACAUGGCACACUUUCUUUCAAUGCAGGACGAUUUCGACAUGGCACACUGCCCUAUUUUUUCCGAUUUUAUUUAA
Molecule: messenger RNA, 720 nt
Organism: Acaulospora morrowiae
Lineage: Eukaryota; Fungi; Glomeromycota; Glomeromycetes; Diversisporales; Acaulosporaceae
Source: the annotation of a GenBank genome assembly